AUGGCAAGCCCAAGAGUGUUAGGGACUGCUUUCCUGGUCUUGCUUAUUGUAGACAUCGCCUUUGCUGCUAGGACACUGCAGUCAAUUAGUGGAGGUGGAGGUGGAGGGCAGGGAGGAGGUGGUGGUGGUGGCUCUGGAUCAGGACUUGGGUCAGGUUACGGUUCUGGGUCUGGAUCCGGGAGCGGUGAAGGAUAUGGUGCUGGUGGUCGUGGAGGAGGCGGGGGCAGGGGCAGUGGCGGGGGCGGAGGUGGUGGCAGCGGCGGAGGCAACGGGUCAGGUUCUGGCUAUGGGUCUGGUAGCGGCUCAGGCUAUGGUUCUGGUAGUGGGAUAGGUGGUGGAAAAGGUGGCGGCGGCAGUGGCGGCAGUGGCGGCGGCGGCGGCGGUGGUGGAGGUCAAGGCUCUGGAUCAGGAAGUGGGUCAGGCUAUGGAAGUGGAAGUGGAAGUGGAAGCGGAAGCGGCGGUGGCAAGGGUGGGAAAGGAGGAGGAGGAGGAGGAGGAGGUGGUGGGGGUGGGGGAGGAGGAUCUGGCUCAGGCUCAGGCUCAGGUUAUGGAAGCGGGUCUGGUUAUGGCUCUGGAUAUGGAGGAGGGAAAGGAGCUCACACAUGCGUGGAUAUUUUCUGUUGGCGAGCAACUGCAACUGUGCAUAGGAAGCAAAAGAAGAAGAAAGAAAAAAAACGCGCGUUAGGGGCUGCAGAGAGGAGAGAAAAAACAACGGUGGCUCUUGAUGGUCUGCUGGUGGUUGCGCUGGCUUCCUGUGGUGGAGCUGAAGGUGGGAAGACCGGUGAUGAGGGUGGUGGUGGCUGA
This is a messenger RNA of Populus nigra (black poplar), 804 nucleotides long. Its product is annotated as glycine-rich cell wall structural protein 2-like. The record is from RefSeq and is a predicted model, not a curated record. The transcript is spliced from 3 exons. Lineage: Eukaryota; Viridiplantae; Streptophyta; Magnoliopsida; Malpighiales; Salicaceae. The coding region runs from base 1 to 804 and encodes 267 amino acids.